Peronospora belbahrii is the source of this 1383-nucleotide messenger RNA. NCBI's taxonomy places the organism in Eukaryota, Oomycota, Peronosporomycetes, Peronosporales, Peronosporaceae. The record is from the annotation of a GenBank genome assembly.
AUGGCGGCGCUGGGAAUGAGAGCGGAGGCGGCGAAUGCGCGGCUGCUACAAGAGCGCAUUGAAGUCGUCCGUGAGCAGCUGGUGGAGCUGCAGGAUCAAGUGACGCGUUAUGAUGCAGUGGCUGAGACGCUAACAGAAUUACCAAAGAAGCUCAUACAUAAAGUUAUGGUACCUUUGGGUAAGCGUGCUAUGGUCCCAGGCAAGAUUGUGCGCUCAAAUGAGGUGCUUGCACAAUUAGGAGAUGAGUAUUUCUCAUGGCGUUCAACACCACAGGCUAUUGAGAUUAUUGGGCGCAAGAAGAAGAUUUUGGAUAAACAGAUUGAGAUACAGGAGGAGAAUCUACGUGAGUUGAGCUCCAAGAAAAUGGACGUGGGGACCGUCGCACAAUUGCAGAAAAUGUAUGAGGAGGAGAACAUUUGUGAAAUUCAAGAGACGGAAGAGCAGAGUGAAAUGGGAUUGGUACCACGUGCAACAGAAGAAGACAUUAACGAAUAUUUUGAACUAGAAGAAGAAGAGAGACGGAAGCAAGAGCAAGCGUCGUGGAACUGGGACGAUAUGAUGAAACGGAUGGAAAGUCUGGAAGCGCAAGAGGCCGCUGGAGACAGGACACAUGGUGAGAAUGUGGCAAAGACAGAGGAGGGUGUGUCGGAGAAAGCACAGGCUGCGGCGUUGAAGAGUAAGGGCAAUGAUGCGUUUGCUCGACGACGUUUCCAGACAGCAGCUCAGUACUAUUCGCAGGCCAUUAAGCUGGAUCCGACCUCUCAUAUUUUGUAUGGCAACCGUGCUGCAGCACAUCAUCGCUUGAAAAAGUACAAGCUAGCACUUGAAGAUGCUGACGUCGCUAUCUCACUGCAUGAGCCAUGGGCUAAAGGACAUUACCGUAAAGCCUGCGCUCUGGCGGCGUUGGAGAAGUUUGAGGAAGCUGCCGAAGCAUAUGAACGUGCCAUGGAGUUGUGUCCUACCGAUGACAAGCUAGGAGAGAAGGCAAAGCAAAUGCGCAAAAAGGCUCAUGCCAUAUCGUUUAGCAGUGAUCACGACAGUGUCGCUCCGACACCAAAAGUAGAGCCUGAUCCAGCGUCAUUGACUACAAAGCCUGCGUCAGUGUCAUCGCCGCCACGGAAUCUACAGACAUCCACAGCUAUGGACUCGUCUUUGUCUGCAUCGACAGCAUUUUCUGGCAGUAUUAAGGAGCGUGAGAUUAAAGUAAAUGUGCCGACCCCCUUGUCUACUACACCCAUGACGACACCAGAGCCCCGGUAUUCCCGCUUCAAUGGCUCAAACUACACUGGUCAAACCGUGACCUUGGAGCCAGUUGGCGAAGCACAACCUGUGAAGCGAGUAUCCCGAUUCAAAGCUGCAAGAGCGGCCCGAGAAUCCCGCUAA